Molecule: messenger RNA, 1915 nt
Organism: Chara braunii
Lineage: Eukaryota; Viridiplantae; Streptophyta; Charophyceae; Charales; Characeae
Source: the annotation of a GenBank genome assembly
CCGAAGAGUCGAAGACUAUCGGCGAUAUCUUCAGGGUGUUUGGGCCUAUCUAGAGAUAGUUUGGGUUUCUGCUGUCGGCACGAUCACAUGGGUCAACAUGAAGAGGGCAUGGCGGGGAAUGUGACAUCGCCAAAUGCAGGGUGGCUGUCGGUGUUAUUCAGUGAUAACGGUUCACCGGAGGACAUAGAGGACAGCCAAUCCUGCGGCCAAUUGUUCUGGGCAACUAGCGCGCCAUCAGCAGAACAAGCAGAAUGCAGUGCGGAAGGCGAUAACCAUAAAGGAGAGGUGGCAGAUGCGAACAAGAAGGAGUCCACAGUAAAUGGGCGAAAGCGAGAUCGAGAUGAAUCGCAUAGCACAGCUAGCUGCAAAGCAAGCCGGGAGAAGAUGCGCAGAGACCGGCUGAAUGAGAGGUUCACCGAACUCAGUGCGCUCCUGGAGCCAGGCAGACAGCCGAAGACGGACAAAGCCACCAUCCUUGUGGAUGCAAUCCGCAUUGUGACGCAGUUGCGUAACGAAACGGCGCAACUGAAGGAAACUAACCGACAACUGUCUGAGAGCAUCAAGGAGCUGAAAUCUGAGAAGAACGAGCUGAGAGACGAAAAGGCGAGGUUGAAGAUGGAGAAGGACAGGCUAGAAAUGCACAUGAAGUCUAUGGUCCCUGCCUCCUAUCUAACUCAUCCAGCUGCUGCGGCGUUGGCCACCUCGCACGGCCCGAAAGUAGGCUCGACAGGUGCUCCCCCCUUUACGCCUGGCUUUAUGUGGCAGUGGAUUCCACCUUCCGCAUUGGAUACGUCACAUGACGGUCUACUGAGGCCCCCAGUUGCAUAAACUCCCCCUGACGUCAGCGUACCGAUUGCUCAGGGACUUCCCCCCCCCCCCCCCCCCCCCCCCCCCCCCCCCCCCCCCCCCCCCCCGUACUUGAGCUCGUCUCCGGCACCGUUGGUUCGACCGACUGUCCACUGUGCGCUUUCUUAUGCCUCUGGCAGUAGGCAAUCGGCGAACGCUCGCUCAUGGAGCAGUCUGCCGCCGAGAAUAACGCUUCUGCUGCCGUGCAGAUUUUGGCAUCGCCUUUCCCAUCCCGAGUGUUUGUCUCUCACUCUUUGUAGUCGCGUUUGCGUGUCUGUCGUUUGCAUGUCUGUCGUUGCCAGAUUUAGAACGCAUAAACUCACACAGCAUAACUAUUGUGGGGCAGUGUGUCCGGAAUCUCCACAGAUAUGCUGCAACUGGCUGAUGGUACAGAAAUUCGGCCAUAACGUCAUUGGGACGACAAAUGGAAGUGGCGGCGGCGUAUCCCAUAACUUUUGACUUUGAGGUGUGGGAAUGGCGGGUCAAAGAAAGGACACAAAGAAACGUUGGAGGGAAGAACGGAGUGGAUUCGGCCGUAGGGUUGUGUGUGUUUGAUGCUUCUUCGUCUUCGUUGACCUGUGAUCGUGAUUGGAAUUCCUUUUUGUUCGUUCUGCGUACGUUUGCUUUUGGCUUUUCGCCCCUCCCCCUUCCCCCCCCCCCCCCCCCCCCCCCCCCACAACCCGACCGCUCUCUUAGCAUGCGACGUCGUCUAGCUACAGAUAUCUUUUUUUUUUUUUUUUUUUUUUUUUUUUUUUCAUUCUUUGGUGACAUCCUCUAGCUACAGAUUUACUGAUAUCUUAUUGGUGGAAGCAAUGAAAGGUUGGCAAGUGCGAGGAUUAACCUAUGGAUGGGCGGCAAAGAGCCAUCCAUGGGGAUCAUCAAGUCACCUCGACGACCAGCUCUGUGUCCUUGUACCUUUCACAGAGGCUUUGCAGAGUUCGACAGGAGUGAGUGGCACUUUUGUACUUUUGUAUAGUACAGUGUAAAAGCCUACUAAAGGUAUUUUGCUUUGAAUGUUCCUGUGACCAAAAUACCUUUUAAAUUUUAAAAGGUAUUUUGCACCGACCAC